AUGGCAGCUGUGAUGCAACCUUCCACUCAUCGUCCUCCAUCUAUGGACCGAGCACCAUCAUUUGAUCAACCAAGAUCACGUUCCACUCCACCUUUCACGUCCCCAUACGAUUCAUCUGCCCCUCAUGUACGAACCAACUCAACAUCCUCAUCAUCCAACGCUUCUCCCUAUAAUCAACCUUUCACAGGUGUAUCGUCGGCAGGAGGUUCAUCAUAUUUCCCUCCGAAUCAUCAUCAUCAACAACAAAUGUACAACGUUGGUCUAGGUGUCCAACAACAAUCCUGGACCUCAAAUCCCGUUCCAGCGACUGCUUUCUACAAUCCUCCUUUCAAUUCUUUUCCAAAUCCCAAUCAGCAACCACAACACAUCUUCCACAAUCACAAUCAAAAUCAAAGCCAUCAACAAUUCCAGCAGUCGCAAGCGGAUUUCGCAGCUUGGGCAAACGCUUAUCAACACAUGGUAAUGGCUUCCGUUCAGAAUAGCUCUCAUCAAGGAUCAACAGGUGGUCAAACUCCUCCCGUCACAACGGAUCAUUCAAAUCACGAUGCAAGAAGACGAACAAGCUCCGGUCCAGGUGGUCAACAUUUUACGAAUGGUAAAGGUAAUGCAGGUUACUUUGAUAGUCAAUCUCAACCAAGACAGUCAUCCGUACAACCGCAACAGCAACAAGACUAUUCGAAUGUCACUACAUCAUCAGUCCAAGCACCUCCUAAAGCUCAGCAACAGCAACAACAGCAGUCCUAUCAUCCAUAUAAGCGGGGUCCAUCGAACAAGCCAUCCAGAGAACAACUUCCUAGAUCCACCUCGAUGCCUUCAGGUUUACAAGAACCUGUAACGGCUAUCCCUCGCUCUUCUUCAGGAUCUAUUCCUCAAGAACAACCGAGAACUCAACCUAGCCAGGCACCUCGUGCUCAACCUGCCUCCAUACCCGUUGAAAAACAACGAGAAGCUCACGUUCCGCCUAUAGAAGCGAUUGUACCUCCACCCAAAAUUGGCGAUCAUUCUCGAACCAACUCAUCUGGCAGUGAGCGUUCCGGUGCUCGAGAAAUUCCUGUUUCUGCUCCCCGUACGUCUUCUCCAGCACCUCCAAGAGCGACUGCUAUUCCCUCCAGAGCGUCCACGCCUCUCCAUCCUGGACCUAUAACCAAUGCAACCAAUACUCCUAUGGGCUCUCGGUCUUCACCCCUCUCACAACCUGCUUCCACUCCCGAGCCUACCGACAAGAUGGUUAAAACUGGAGGAUUGAAGGGCAGACUACGCAAAGCUCUUGAUAAAGAUUCGAAGAAGGAGCAAAGGUUUGCGCCUCCACCUGCUCCUGCGCCCGUGCCCGUUAGUAAACAAUCCCUACCACCUAAGCAUUACACCACACCAUCAGAGUCUUCGACUCGGUCUGCGACUCCUCCAGCUACGCCUCCACAGGAUUUCAGAGCUCCAUCAGCACCAUUCACCAUGAAUCCAGCUGCAAUGGGCAGUGAGAUCAGCUUGGCAGAGACGGAGCGUACCGCCACAGUCGGAGGAGAACAAAAGGAAAAGGGAAAGAGAAGCUUGUUCAGGAUGAAAAACAUGUCCACGGAUAACAUCUCCUUGUCUUCUACAGUAUCAUCCGCGAGUAUGAUGAUCAGGAAAAUGGGCAGUAUAGGUAAACUUGCAAGAAGGAACAGCUUGAUGGGCAUAUCUCGGAUCUUCAAGGACAAACCUAAGGAAGGCGAAGAUGCAGCCUUACCUGAAAAGGAUGCGAAGAAGAAAAAGGAAAAGAAGAAUAAGAAGGGUAAAGGUGAAGCUGCACCUGCGGCUAUCUCUCAUGCGACCGCAGAAUCGGAUCGUCUAAAUGAGGACGAUGAUAGAGCUUUGGCUGGACUAUCGCCCGCUGCCAAGCUUGCUCGUCAGCAUACACUGAAAUCUAGAGCCGAAGCUACACACAAGGAUAUCUCGCCAAUAUCCGGUGGAACAGGUGAACCCACCUGGGAUCAGAAUACUACCACUCGACAAGCCCCUAAUGGAUCCCUGCCAUCUCUAGCAAGUGUUGGAGCAUCAAUGUCAAAUCCUAAUGGAUCAACCGCUCCUGAGGUAGUGCGCGUUCAUCACUCUCAGGCACCAACCGUAGUUCACGCUGUUGCGGUUACCGAUCAGGAAUACGACUCGGAAGAUGAUUCUUCUGAAGGUGAAACUGUUGAAGAUGUGACCAUGACUCUUGCGAAGACGAGAUUGUCCGCCGAGGCAGAUGCUGAAUUCCAAGCUACUUGGGGUAACGCAUGGAUAGACAGAGCCGCCAUACCUAAGAAAGGUAUCUUGAAGUCAAUUUCGUCAUACUCGAAAGAAGAUGAGGCAAAUGCCAAUCGACAAAGAUCGAACUCUGCCCAUCAUACCACAUUCAAAACGCCUCCUGGACCAUUGGCACAAUUGCCUUCGUCCAAUCCUGCUUUACUAGAUGGACUGGUUCAUCCCAGUCCUCAAGUUGAUCCUACUUAUGACCCUUUUUCGCCUUCAUUCUCACCAUUCGAUACUCCCGCACCACCUGUAUCGGCCAAUACAGAUUCAAUCUACGCCAACCCUUCACACAAUUCAUCUGCACCUGCUUUAUCGAUAUUGGGUCAUAAUGCUAUCCACAAACCACCUCAAACUAGAGCAAUGACUGCUCCGAUCAGAAGAAGGAUUGAUUGGGCACCUGAGUGUGCUGUGUACCAAACAUACGAUAGUGGUACAUAUGAUAGAAGGAGUGAACCUGCUACCUGUAAUAGGUUGACUCCUGAAUUAGCCAUGGCUAUCAAACAAGAGUUGAACGCCUUCAAACUGGAGAUGCCGGUACAUCCUUCGUCUAAGAAGUAUACGCAUUACUUUGCAUGGUGA
Messenger RNA from Kwoniella shivajii, 2847 nucleotides. RefSeq lists its product as uncharacterized. Lineage: Eukaryota; Fungi; Basidiomycota; Tremellomycetes; Tremellales; Cryptococcaceae. The transcript is spliced from 4 exons. Gene Ontology annotation, molecular function: actin binding. The record is from RefSeq and is a predicted model, not a curated record. Bases 1 to 2847 code for a protein of 948 amino acids. Gene Ontology annotation, biological process: actin cytoskeleton organization.